AUGUUUACCACCAACGCCACAUCUAACUACUUUGACAGCUUCCACUUCAUAUCAUUGGUCCAUCAAGAAAGAUAUUCGAUGUUUCUGACGAACCAAAAGAUUGUGUCAGAAAUAAAUUUCCAGCUGGAAGGGGACAGGUUCUCAGUAAUUCAAGCAACAAUAGUGUCGAGAGGAUGGGUGAAAUUGACAUCAUUUGCAAAAGUGGCUAGUAAAACAUUACCUAAAGAGUUCUUUGCAAAUGCAUACCAGGAUCCUGCCAAAGAAAAUGGUAAUAAUAAGAAUGAUCGCAUUCAAUACACUAGUUUUGCAAGAGGGAAGAAGGUUCCAUUUGAUGAUAAAAUUAUCAAUCGGUUGUUUGGGCUUGAGAACUAUGAGCACUGUUCUUUUGAAGCAAGAGUGGCCAAGGGCUCUAACAUAGUUCCUCGAGAGGUUUUAAGUACCCUGUGCAGGCCCGAGGUCAAUCACAUCAGGAACGAAGAUGGAACGUCUAGAAAUCAAAUAUGCUCUUCUGACCUGACACCCAUUGCUAAAGCAUGGAUAAAAUUUAUUUCUCAUACGUUGCUUCCAUGUUCAAAUGUGACAGUCUUGAGCAAUAAGAAACUAGCCUUGCUAAUUGCAAUCCUUAACGGUGAGCCUGUCAAUGUUGGCCGUCUCCUAGCAAAUAAUCUUUUGGUCACAGCAAACUGUUCUUCUCCCACAAGCUGCAUCAUCCAUGCAUCAUUGAUCAGCAAGCUCUGUGAAAGGGCGGGGGUGUACCCUGAAAUGAAUGAAGAUAUUGUGAAGCCAUACUCGCUGAAACUCCAUUAG
This is a messenger RNA of Lathyrus sativus (Indian pea), 807 nucleotides long. NCBI's taxonomy places the organism in Eukaryota, Viridiplantae, Streptophyta, Magnoliopsida, Fabales, Fabaceae. The record is from the annotation of a GenBank genome assembly.